Molecule: messenger RNA, 1671 nt
Organism: Penicillium olsonii
Lineage: Eukaryota; Fungi; Ascomycota; Eurotiomycetes; Eurotiales; Aspergillaceae
Source: the annotation of a GenBank genome assembly
AUGAUCUUAGACACAGUCCAACGACUGGAAGCAUCUAUUGAAGAUCUCAAGAGGAUGGUGGCUACAGGCCCAGUGACGAAUGCGGCGUGUAGUGCGCAAAUCAACACCACAUCGCCAGUAUCAACGGUUACUACAGCGUCUCAUGAUGCACGCCAUCAUCCCGGUGGAUGCACCAUUCGAGACCCUACUGAAAGUGCCGUGCUGUCUUCGGGACAUCUUUCUUCAGCGGAGUCUCUAUUGAAAUGGUCGGUAUUCCUUGACCACCCUUCCAUACUAAACGAGACGGAGUCCUCGUUUCUAUCACUUGAAUACAGUAGAUCCCCCUUGCGAAGCAAUCUCUACGCAAUAUUCCCGAGUCUGGGGUUGUCCGAAAUCAAAAGCAUGGUCGACAUUUUUCAACAGACUUACAAUUUUUGGUUCCCCACUAUGAGCCUGAAUGACCUCAAAGCUGUUGAAAUGAGGAUAUAUCAGGAGAAUUUGGAGCCAAGUUGCCAGUCAUGUCUUGCGUUAUUGGUCAUGGCGCUGAGUUGCGUUGGGGCUUCUGUGGUGGAUGAGAACAUGCCCGAAACCGACGCCCAACAACUUAAGUUGCAGGGAGCAUCAUGGUUCACUGCCUCUAUGAAAAUGUCACAUUUGGCUCACAUUGAAAUGAGUGUCGAAGCCUGUCAAUGUCUCUUGCUGACUGGACUUUACUUUUCCUUUUUACAAAGACCAUUACAAACCUGGUCUUAUGUGAAUAGCUCAGCGACCCGGUGUCGGUUUCUUCUCUCCUGUCCAUUCGACAAUCCGGAGCGAGAUGACCGUGAACAUAUUACCAGAAUAUUCUGGUCUUGCUUUGUCCUAGAGAGCAAUUACAUCUCAGAGUUGCCAUCGCUCCCACAAAACUGCAACGCGGAGAUUGAAUCAAUAAUAUCUCUUCCCGGCAAAUUUCAUUCCCACGAAUCCAUAGAAGAGGAAGAAAGAUCAACUUGCUACCUUCUAGCAUCGAUAGCACUUCGUCGACUUCUGAAUCGAGCUCACUACAUGCUCUACGAUCGUGACAUCGGUCUUCAAAUCAACUCCAAUCACUUCCCAUCGGUCAACCAAGAGCUCGCACGCCAAUUACAAGACUGGUACCAAACUCUUCCUCCUAGCCUUCAGUUCCCCAAUGACGAGAAACCCGCCGAUGACCCGCAUAGCGAAUACUUGCGACAAUGGUAUCUCAGCUGCCGUAGCGUGAUCUACCGACCGUAUCUGGAAUGGGCACUAGCUAAUCCAUCCUGGAAUCUCAACACUAACCAACGCGUGCUCGACGGCUGUCGCGUUGCCCUCGAUACAUGUCUGUUCAAGUUAAGGUACCUAAAGCAGGUGCCGUAUACUGUCAUGGUUGAUACUUGGCCAUGUUCUCUUUCACUUGCAACAGCGAUGUUGACGCUGAUGGGCGGCUUUUGCCAUCCACAAUUAACUAUGCAGUUGCGUCAUAUCGCAUUGUUGGAGUUGGGACCUCAUUUGAAGUUGCGUUUGGAGCGAUGGAAGACAAUACACGCUUCUUGCAUCUCGCCCGGCGUGGAGAAAGCAUUGAGGUUGAUCAUGAACGCUCAUGACUUUUUUGAAAGCAAGAGUACCGACUUCGACCCCUCCUUGGAGGAGCACAAUCUGUCUCCAUACGCCCUUCGGAUGUUCCAUGGAUAG